This is a messenger RNA of Thlaspi arvense, 1171 nucleotides long. The record is from the annotation of a GenBank genome assembly. NCBI's taxonomy places the organism in Eukaryota, Viridiplantae, Streptophyta, Magnoliopsida, Brassicales, Brassicaceae.
CUGUACUACAAUAGAUUCGAACAUACCAAAUACUUUUGUUGGUGAGUUUUCAAACGGGGUCUAUAUAUAUGUAGCCGUUUCUUAAUGUGUAUCUUAUAAUUAGACUUACUCACACACCAACCAAACAACACACACACAUCUCUAAUCUCUCUCUGACCUCAAUUUCAUGAUGGGAUACCAAACAAACCCUAAUUUCUCCAUGUUUUUUUCCUCUGAAAAUGACGAGCAAAACAAUCAAAACUAUGAUCCUUACAAUAAUUUCUCUUCAUCAACUUCUGUGGAUUGCACUCUCUCCCUUGGAACACCAUCUACUCGUCUCGACGACCACCGUAGAUUCACUUCUGCUGGUUCUAAUAACAUCUCCGGCGAGUUCUUCUUUCACGGAGGAAAUACUAAAACGACGUCGUACAAGAAAAGCAAUGGUGAUCACAACCUACCUCGCCGUUGUGCUAGCUGCGACACCACUUCUACUCCUCUAUGGAGAAACGGACCAAAGGGACCUAAGUCGUUAUGUAAUGCGUGUGGAAUCCGAUUCAAGAAGGAAGAGAGGCGUGCAACCGCCAGAAACUCAGUAAACUCCGGUGGAGGUUCAUCGGCGGCAGAAAUUCCGGUAGACAAUUCAUAUAACGGUACUGGAAACUAUUACAGUCAUCAUCAUCAUCAUCACUAUGCUUCGCCGUCGCCGUCGUGGGCUCAUCAGAAUACGCAAAGAGUCCCGUAUUUCUCGCCGGCGCCGGAGAUGGAAUAUCCGUACGUUGAUGACGUCACGGCUGCUUCAUAUCUUUCUUGGAACUGACGUCACGUAGCGAGAGACCGACUUCGAUCGCAUUCUCCACCAUUUUGACGAGAUGAAGAAGAAACGUUUAUUAUGGAUCAUGAUGAUGAUGAUGAUGAAAGGUCUUAUCAUAGAUUCCCAGCCAAAGCAAAUCAGUCUUGGUCAAAUUCAUUAUAUAGUUUCUUUAUAUUUAUUUAUUACCUCGACUCUAUCUACUUGUGUUUUCUUUUUCAUGACUUUUUGAAAGUUAUAUAUACGUACUGUUUUAUAACCCUUUUCAUGAUGUUUCCACUUGCUUUGACCGUAUAGGAUACAUAUAUAUCUCAACUUUAUGUUAUAUCGUCUUUUAUUCUUUAACAUUUUUCGAUGCAACCUGGCCGAUAGUUUUCUUGUUUC